AUGAACUCCAAGUUCAGAAAGGGCUCCAAUUUGGUUGACCAUAAGCAGAGCUCAGUGGCUGUUGGAUUGAAAAUCCUUAUACAGGUCUCACAAGGGAACAAGUCAAAUAUCAUUGUGAAAUCUUCAUUAAGAUUGAGCCAGCCCAACCCUGAGUUCUCUUGCUUUCUCAAAACAUGUCACUUAUGCAACAAGGGGUUAAGCCUUGAGAAAGAGGUCUACAUGUACAGAGGUGAUCUAGGAUUUUGCAGCAUACAGUGCAGGAACAGACAGAUUGUGAUUGAUGAAAUGAGAGACUUAGAGGCUUCUACCAAGCAAAUGCUAGCAUCUUACAGGCGUGGCCAAAAUCGUUGCAGCAGCAAUACUAGAGUCGGCUUAGUGUCUUGGAAGAUGCAGCAACCUUUGGCCUUAGAUAUUUUCAUAGAUAUCAACGUUUUGGUAUAUGUGCAGCUUUGUCCAGUACCAGACUAA
Molecule: messenger RNA, 468 nt
Organism: Prunus armeniaca (apricot)
Lineage: Eukaryota; Viridiplantae; Streptophyta; Magnoliopsida; Rosales; Rosaceae
Source: the annotation of a GenBank genome assembly